This is a messenger RNA of Anoplopoma fimbria (sablefish), 1203 nucleotides long. It is a transcript of the gene nek5, whose product is annotated as serine/threonine-protein kinase Nek5. Gene Ontology annotation, biological process: protein phosphorylation. The transcript has 14 exons. NCBI's taxonomy places the organism in Eukaryota, Metazoa, Chordata, Actinopteri, Perciformes, Anoplopomatidae. Gene Ontology annotation, molecular function: ATP binding; protein kinase activity. The annotation marks the transcript as partial. The record is from RefSeq and is a predicted model, not a curated record.
AACUCUGUAGAGGGUCUUACAGGUGUUAUGAACAACUAUGAGGUCAUCCGUCAGAUUGGAGAGGGUGCGUUUGGUAAAGCCUUCCUGGUUCGAGACAAAGGGGGAGAUGGAGACGGACAGUGUGUGGUCAAACAGAUCAACCUCAGGAAGAUGUCAGCGAAGGAAAAGGAAUCGUCCAAGAAAGAAGUGACCUUGCUGUCAAAGAUGAAACACCCGAACAUUGUGUCCUUCAUAAGUUCAUUUCAAGAGAAUGGCAGCCUGUAUAUAGUGAUGGAGUACUGUGACGGAGGAGAUCUGAUGAAGAAGAUCAACAUGAAGAGAGGAGUCUUCUUCAGUGAGAUGCAGGUCGUGGACUGGUUUGUUCAGAUCUGCCUCGGACUCAAACACAUCCACGACAGGAAGGUCCUUCACAGAGACAUCAAAGCUCAGAAUAUCUUCCUAACCAACGGAGGGAUGAAAGCAAAGCUGGGGGACUUUGGAAUCGCAAGAAUGUUGAAUAACACCAUGGAGCUGGCCAGGACUUGUGUUGGGACACCGUACUACCUCUCCCCUGAGAUCUGCGAGAAUCGACCCUACAACAACAAGACGGAUAUCUGGUCUCUGGGCUGCGUCCUAUAUGAACUCUGCACCCUGAGGCAUCCAUUUGAGGGCAGCAGUCUGCGGCAGCUGGUCGGUAAAAUUUGCAGGGGCAGCUACAACCCGGUACCCAGCCACUACUCCUACGACCUUCGCCUGCUGGUCAUCCAACUCUUCAAGGUCAACCCCCGGGACCGUCCCUCGGUCAGCUCUGUCCUCAAGCGUCCCUUCCUGGAGAAGCACAUCAGCAAACACCUGGAUCCACAGGUGAUGCAGGAGGAGUUCAGCCACACUGUGCUGCAUCGAAACAAGGCAGCAGCGUCUCAAGCUGUUAAAACUAGAGCAGGAGCAGCAGAGAAGAAACAAAAGUCCAGAGCAGCAGAGAGACCCGGAGCCGCUGUAAAGAGACAGCCUGCUAAACCAGAGUGGAGAGUCCCACUCAGAGUCCACACUCCUGCCCACUACAGACCUCUUCAUCAAAGAGCUGCAAACAGAGAAGAUGCAGGGCAGCAGAACCAAAGGUUUAAUGGACAUCAGCCAGUCGGCCAUUACCAACACCACUACGCCCAACUGGACGCCUUUCAGAGGAGGAACAAGGAAGACGUCCUUCCUCUUCCUCCUCCUCCU